GAUGAAUCUCGCCUUCGCAAUGUCUUUUGGGCAGACAAGCGGUGCCGGUAUGCUUAUAGAGAUUUUGGAGAUGUGAUAACUUUCGAUACAACUUAUCUCACCAAUAAGUACGACAUGCCCUUUGCACCUUUUGUAGGAGUCAACCACCAUGGGCAAUCCAUCUUGUUCGGUUGUGGCUUAAUUUCAAAUGAGGACACCACCACAUUUGUGUGGUUGUUUACAAAGUGGCUUGAGUGUAUGGAUGGUUUUCCUCCUAGUGGAAUUAUUACCGAUCAAGAUAGAGCAAUGCAAAAUGCCAUUCAAAUAGUGUUCCCAAAUACAAGACAUCGGUGGUGUCUAUGGCAUAUAAUGAAGAAGGUGCCUGAGAAGAUGGGAGGAUUGACUGAUAAAGAUGAAGUUAUUGCUUGUUUACAUGAUGCUGUUUAGGACUCCCAAACAGGUGCACAAUUUGAGUUCGCAUGGAGUUCUAUGUUGCAAAGGUUUCACCUUAAUGACCAUGAAUGGCUACAUGUGCUUUAUAAUGAAAGACAUCGGUGGGUGCCAUGCUACUUGAGGCCAAGUUUUUGGGCAGGGAUGUCAACGACCCAACGUAGUGAGAGCAUUAACGCAUUUUUUGACGACUUUGUUCAUUCUAAAACAAGUCUAAAGGAAUUUGUUGAUCAAUACGGGCGUGCGUUGAAAUGCAAAGUAGAGAAAGAGUUCCAAGAGGAUGCUAAGUGUCUCACCAAAAUGUUGCCUU
Messenger RNA from Cuscuta epithymum, 739 nucleotides. NCBI's taxonomy places the organism in Eukaryota, Viridiplantae, Streptophyta, Magnoliopsida, Solanales, Convolvulaceae. The record is from the annotation of a GenBank genome assembly.